ACACAAAGAUAUAGCCACCCCGCCAAAAAAACAGGCCCAAAAAGGCCAAAACUACAGCUGUGUCAAAGACAAGGCAUAGUAACUUGGCCUUCAACAUGUUCCUUGCUGAAAAUGAGCAAAGUACACUAAGAAAAGAUCAUCACCAAGUCUACACUCAAGAACCAGUUUUUCCACAUGAAGAGAGGUUCUGUUUCUCAUGAUUUGGGUGCAUUUCCAAGCCUAGGAGGGCCAGAUUUUCAUGGCAGUAGAAUUGGAGGCCAAAAGGGUUGGAGCUCUGAGCGUGUGCCGUUGCCUACAAGCAGUGGACAGAGGCAUGCCAUCCAUGGCAGCACUUCUUUGAUGGGGCUGAGCAAUGGUGGGAGGACUGUGCCUUCAAAAUGGGAAGAUGCAGAGAGGUGGAUUUGCAGCCCGGUUCUCGGAUAUGGCUGUGAAAGCAACAAGAAUGAUUCGCAUUCUCAUGGUCAUGGUCAGCAGAGGAGGCCUAAGUCCAAGAGUGGUCCAAUUGUGCCUCCCGGAGCUGUGUACUGUUCGAAUUUUUCGCCUGCAAAUCCGGCAUUUGAUGGCUGCGGCAGCGUGAGGAAUUUCGCAAUCGGUUCACCAUUUUCGACAGGAGUUUUGGCAGCUGAUAGUGUCUCUCUUCUAUAUGGUGGCAGUGGAGGAAUGGGAAGAUCAACUAGUGCGCUUGGACCGUUAGAAUUGCAAAAUGAGAAACUUGAUAACACAAAGUGUGAGGAACCAGCGAUUUCCCGAGCUGUUUCACAACGAGAUAUGGGAACCCAAAUAACCCCAAAUGGUUGCCUCCACCACUCACCACCACCUCCCAAAAGGAGGUCAUCAUUUGCUCCAUCUUCUCCAACUCUGCUUUCCAUUGUGGAGCAGCAACGCGAACAUUUUGCUAAGUUAGAGGUCAGAGAAGUGCAGGUUGACAAUGGAGCCACUGGCACUAAGGGGUCAAGAAGGGGUGGCAGCGUCACGAAAAGACACCCGGAUGUUUAUGAUUUCGACAAAAUUGCUAUUAAAAACCAACCUCCAUCUUUCAAUAUUGCAGAGGCAGCUAUGAACAGUUUAAGAAAGCAAAGAGAGGAAGCCAAGAUCACUGCGUGGGAGAACUUGCAGAAGGCAAAAGCUGAAGCAGCACUAAGAAAACUUGAGAUGAAAUUGGAAAAGAAGAGAUCGUCGACAAUGGACAAGAUCAUGAAGAAGGUGAGAAACGCACAAGUUAAAGCCCACAAGAUGAGAAGCUCAAUAGCAGUUAAAGACGGCCAUCAAGCUCCAAAAACUCCCGGAAAGCUUGUUUCCUUCGGUAAGCUUGUCCGGGGGGGUUCCCUGAGCAGUUGCUUUACCCGUAAUGCUGCCUAAUUCCUUGUGCUCUUCUCAGCUAAUUUAUUCAUUGCACCAGCUGACCUCUUGGGAGUUUCUGAUUUGAAAUCUAGCUUAGGAAUAUCUUCCAUGUCAAGUUUUCUUCCUUUUGACCUCAUCCUGUAUUGUAUAUAGGAACCUCCUGCUUUAACUAGGUAUGUGAACAGCGAGCACCGUAUAUAGAAGAACUUCAAAUUCUACUCUUUGUGCUCUUGAGUUGGCCUUUUACCAUGGCAUUUGGUUGUCUUCU
Molecule: messenger RNA, 1609 nt
Organism: Prunus dulcis (almond)
Lineage: Eukaryota; Viridiplantae; Streptophyta; Magnoliopsida; Rosales; Rosaceae
Exons: 4
Coding region: 175-1359 (394 amino acids)
Source: RefSeq, a predicted model, not a curated record